Messenger RNA from Rubroshorea leprosula, 681 nucleotides. Lineage: Eukaryota; Viridiplantae; Streptophyta; Magnoliopsida; Malvales; Dipterocarpaceae. The record is from the annotation of a GenBank genome assembly.
GCCAACAACCCCCAGAAGAUCGUUACCGUCUUCUAAUUCCUCCACCACCAGUGUCCACGUGAUGGCGCUAGACAAGCUGGUGAACGUGAACUUGCUAUUUACGAUCACUGUCUCAUGGGUUUGUCCUUGACUACACCUAGGCAACACAGCCUCAGGAACCCCUUCGCCUGUGACGCCGGUAUCAACAUGGUGAAGAAGCUUCUGGUCUUUGAAGUCGUCUCUUUCAGCUUCUUCCUUUUCUCCUCGCUUGUCGCCCAAGGCCUAAAGCUCGCCGCCAUCAAUUUGCUCAACAGCAAAGAUGUGGAUAAAGUGUUCCGAGCCACCAUUAACCAAAAGGUGUUAAGGCUCGGGAUGAUGGGAUCCACCAUGGGGUCGGUGAUGGGGUGCAGUUUCUUAGUUCUCUCGAUGGUGCACGUCAUCAAGAUCCGGUUGGGGAUGCUGUCGUGUGGGAGCAAGCCAGCAAUUCAUGUCGUCGGAGCUCCGGUCCUUCUGGUUUCCUCUGCUCUCAUGGUUUGUAUUUCCACUACUUUUUAUGCUUUCAUGCACUGAGAAAACUAAGUGGCACUCAUCCAUAAAUUAAUUGUACUUCCACUUCCAUAAAAUUGUAAAUUUGUUUAUGGUUUUUGUGUUUUUUUUUUUUUUUCAAAUUGAGCUUUUUAAUCAUAAAGGUUAAAAAAUACU